GCCUCUCUCCCGGGCCGCCGAGGGGCCGGGCUGGGACUGCGCGCUCGCCUGCCGCGCUCUGGGCCGCCGGAGAGAGCGGCCGGACCUCGCGCCCCGCGCGCUCCGCGCCCAGCCGCCGCCGGCUUUUGUUGUCUCCGCUUCCCUUGCCGCCGGCGCCUCCGGACCGCGAGCCGAGUGCGCCGGGACCUUGGCUCUGCCCUUCGCGGGCGGGGGCUGCACGGGCCCGGCCGGGGGCGCCGCCGGCCCCGCCAUGGAGCUCCGGGCCCGAGGCUGGUGGCUGCUGUGCGUGGCCGUCGCGCUGGCCGCCUGCGCCCACGGGGACCCUGCCAGCAAGAGUCGGAGCUGCGGCGAAGUCCGCCAGAUCUACGGGGCCAAGGGCUUCAGCCUGAGCGACGUGCCCCAGGCGGAGAUCUCGGGUGAGCACCUGCGGAUCUGCCCCCAGGGCUACACCUGCUGCACCAGCGAGAUGGAGGAGAAGCUGGCCAACCGCAGCCGCGCCGAGCUGGAGACGGCGCUCCUAGACAGCGGCCGGGCCCUGCAGGCCACGCUGGCCGCCCAGCUGCGGGGCUUUGACGAUCACUUCCAGCGCCUGCUGAACGACUCGGAGCGGGCGCUGCAGGAGGCCUUCCCGGGCGCCUUCGGAGAGCUGUACGUGCAGAACGCCAAGGCCUUCCGCGACCUGUAUACCGAGCUGCGCCUCUACUACCGUGGCGCCAACCUGCACCUGGAGGAGACGCUGGCCGAGUUCUGGGCCCGCCUGCUCGAGCGCCUCUUCCGGCAGCUGCACCCGCAGCUGCUGCUGCCCGACGACUACCUGGACUGCCUGGGCAAGCAGGCCGAGCCGCUGCGGCCCUUCGGCGAGGCCCCCCGCGAGCUGCGCCUGCGCGCCACCCGCGCCUUCGUGGCGGCGCGCGCCUUUGUGCAGGGCCUGGGCGUGGCCAGCGACGUGGUCCGGAAGGUGGCCCAGGUGCCCCUGAGCCCGGAGUGCUCACGGUCUGUCAUGAAGCUGGUGUACUGCGCCCACUGCCUGGGUGUGCCCGGCGCCCGGCCCUGCCCCGACUACUGCCGCAACGUGCUCAAGGGCUGCCUGGCCAACCAGGCCGACCUGGACGCCGAGUGGAGGAACCUUCUGGACUCCAUGGUGCUCAUCACAGACAAGUUCUGGGGCCCGACGGGCGCAGAGAGCGUCGUCGGCGGCGUGCACUUGUGGCUGGCAGAGGCCAUCGGCGCCCUACAGGACAGCAGCGACACCCUGACGGCCAAGGUCAUCCAGAGCUGCGGGAACCCCAAGGUGAACCCCCAGGGCCCUGAGCCCGAGGAGAAGCGGCGCCGGGGCAAGCUGGCGCUGCCGGAGAAGCCGCCCACGGGCACGCUGCAGAAGCUGGUCUCCGAGGCCAAGGCCCAGCUCCGAGAUGCCCAGGACUUCUGGAUCAGCCUCCCGGGGACGCUGUGCAGUGAGAAGUUGGCCAUGAGCGCGGCCAGCGAUGACCGCUGCUGGAACGGGGUGGCCAAGGGUCGGUACCUCCCCGAGGUGAUGGGCGAUGGCCUGGCCAACCAGAUCAACAACCCCGAGGUGGAGGUGGACAUCACCAAGCCCGACAUGACCAUCCGCCAGCAGAUCAUGCAGCUGAAGAUCAUGACCAACCGUCUGCGCAGCGCCUACAAUGGCAACGACGUGGACUUCCAGGACGCCAGUGAUGACGGCAGCGGCUCAGGCAGCGGCGAGGGCUGCCCAGACGACGAGUGUGGCCGGAGGGUCAGCAAGAAGGGCUCCAGCUCCCGGACGCCCCUGAGCCACGCCCUCCCCGGCCUUUCCGAGCAGGGGGGCCAGAAGACGUCAGCCACGGGCUGCCCCCGGCCCUGCACGUGCCUCUUGCUCCUCUCCGUUCUCACCCUGGUCCUCUCAGCAGCCAGGCCCCGGUGGCGGUAACUGCCCGGCCCCAGGGACCGAGGCCAAGGACUGACUUUGCCAAAACUCGAAGCAGACGGUAUUGAACUCCCUCGGCCAAGAGCCCCCGGGGCGGGACAGGAAGGGCCGGCGAGGGGCCACGGCCGUGACCGUGCUGGGGGCCGGGCGAGUGGCUUUGCCAGCCACCCUGGCUUUUAGUUUUGUAUGAGGCCCUCAGGUCAGCAGGAAACUGUGUCCCCAAAAGCCAUGCAUUUCAGGGACCUCGGGGAUGCCAGUGCCGUCUCUCCCCCCAGCUCCUGCGCCAUCACGGCAGCACCAGGGCCUGUGAGGAGGCGGCCCGAGCAGUGUCCCGCCGGAGCGCGAGCCGUGCCUUCCUCUCCCGCCUGCUCCGCCGAGCACCGGGGGCUCCAGGUGUCUGAAAGCCAGGCCCACCCCCAGCGCCCAAGAAUCCCUGAGAGGGCGUCGGGGUUCCCGCCGUCCAGGGUCUAACGGGGCCUUUGAGAUCAUGCAUGAACCUUGACCCGCCCCCCCAGAGCCACCUCUGGGCUCUGCUCUCAGCUGCGUCUCUGCGGGGCUGGGCCGCUGCUCCUGGCCAUCCACGUGGGCCCGCGGCCCACACGGGGACUUCUGGCUGUGCAGACGCGCCACCUGCCGUUGUCCUGCCCCCUGUCUCCGCCCAGACCCAGGGCCAGUCCCAGCUCAGGGCGACACAGGCCAGGGCUGCAGGUGACCCCUGGCUGUCACCUGGCCAUAGGGAUGCUGGGUGGCUGGUGAAACUUCAGCUCAGGGCCAGCGAGACCCGGCUCUGCAGGCCGGAGGGACAUCCCUUCCCUGACCCCACCAGCUGCAGGGCCCGGGGAGCUUUGACAGUUAAGGGCUUUUCCAGCCGUGCAUCCUCUGCAAGUGCUUCCCGUUCUCUCACCUAGAGCUGCUUUCUCAGCUCCUCCCGAAAUGCUUUUGAAGAUCCCGGGCGACCUUUUGCGGCCCUGGGAUCUGGGCGCACCCCCGCUCACUCAGGCUAUCCAGGCCCCUCCGUAGACCUGUGGGCCCACCCUCCUGGGCCCUGCCCUCUGCAGGGCCUGGGGAGGGUCUGGCAAGAGAGGGAGCCGGGCAAGGGAGGGUGGUCCUUGAGGGUCUGGGGGAUGCUGAGCCACCAUGGCCAGGGAAAGUGGUCCUAAGCAGCCCCCGGGCCCUCAGAAGGCUGCUUCGCGCUGCUUUGCUUUUCCUCACAGGACCGGGGGGGCCCCUGGCCACUGGUUAGGGCUUCUGGGAUGUGUGGGGUCCUGCACUCUGCCAGCAGCCCAGCCUCACAGGCACACCCGCCCCAUCGUAACCCUGUCGUGCCUGGGCAGGGGGCUGGGCUUGGGGCCUCCUUCCCUGCGAGUGAGGGCUAGCUGAACUCUCAGGGGCUCUGGGGCAGUGACCACCCGUGUGCCAGGACGGCCACCCUUGAGCUACACAUGGACGGCCCCAGAGCGGCCUGCACUCUGGCCCUGCCCUACGUGCAUCUCUGGAAGGGGCGGCCCUGCCACGGUCACUGGCCAGGCAGCGGCCAGGCCUGCUGUCUCCUUGUGCUGCACGGUGUCAGCAGGUGACGUGUGUUCUUUGAGUCCUCGUAUGAAUAAAAGGCUGGAGACCG
Eubalaena glacialis (North Atlantic right whale) is the source of this 3548-nucleotide messenger RNA. RefSeq names its product glypican 1 (gene GPC1). Gene Ontology annotation, biological process: cell migration; regulation of protein localization to membrane; negative regulation of fibroblast growth factor receptor signaling pathway. The record is from RefSeq and is a predicted model, not a curated record. The transcript has 9 exons. Gene Ontology annotation, cellular component: extracellular region; synapse; cell surface. Bases 251 to 1930 code for a protein of 559 amino acids. Gene Ontology annotation, molecular function: fibroblast growth factor binding. Lineage: Eukaryota; Metazoa; Chordata; Mammalia; Artiodactyla; Balaenidae.